UGACUUCAAGUCCGAUUGUAAACAACCUUUCAGUCACCCACGUGCGCUUGGAGAGUAAACAUUCACAGCUGUUCUCUUAUGAAGAUGUCAGCGAUGAACGAGAAAGUGGAGAUAAACGAAGGAAGGGAGAAAAAGAAGCCGAGAAGGAGACCGAAAAAGAAGGGUGUCGGUGGGGAGGCAGCCAAAACUGUUAAGCAGCCACAGGAUAAGGCUGAAAGAGUUGCUCCGCAUCACCCUAUCACAAAAAAACGUUCUGCUGAAAAUGGAGACAACCGGCAACCAAAGAAGACUGUUAAGCAGCAGUUGCCACAAGAUAAGACGGAGAGAGUAGCUCCGCCUCAACCUGUUGAGAAAAAAUGUCCUGCUGAAAAUGGAGACAGGCAGGAACCAAAGAAAAGGAGGAAGCCAAAGAAGAAGCAGCAUGGAGGAGACAACCCAGAAGUACGGCAAAAGGUGGACCUAAAGAAGAGAGAGACUAACAAAAGUAAUGAAGGUGAAAGCAAAAGUAAUGGAGGAGAAGCCAAAAGUAAUGGAGGAGAAACCAAAAGUAAUGGAGGAGAAACGAAAACUGCGGCUGUGGGAGAACAAAGGGAAUCGUUUGGAAGACGCAAGAGGACAAGGAAGCCUAAAGGAAAUCAAAGUACGGCUGAUAAGGUCGAUAUCAGUACCUUCGAAUUUGGAAAUUCGGAAAGAUCAUUCAAGAAACUUGAGGGAAGCAUAUCCCCCAAAACACUAAAUGUCCUCAAGCAAUUAGGCUUCAAGGAGAUGACGGAGAUUCAAGCUAAGUCAAUCCCUAAGCUUCUUGAAGGACUUGACCUGCGAGGGACAGCCAAGACCGGAUCUGGAAAGACCUUGGCCUUUGCCAUUCCGGUGGUCGAGCUGAUGAGCAAAUUGAAUUUCACGCCCAGUCAAGGCACUGGCGUUGUCAUCCUCUCUCCAACCCGUGAGCUGUCCAUACAGACACGUGAUGUUUUGGCGCCCUUCGUGAAGGCGCAUUCACUGUCGGUGGAGUUGAUCAUGGGAGGUACCAAUAUGAGAAUUGAAGCUGCAAAGUUACAGCAAGGUGUGAAUAUCAUAGUUGCUACACCAGGAAGGUUCCUAGAUCACCUCAGAUCGACUAAGGACUUCGUCUUCAAAAACACGGCGUGUCUUGUCCUUGAUGAAGCAGAUCGAAUUCUUGAUGUAGGAUUUGAGCAUGAUCUUAAGCAAAUCUUACGACAUCUACCAAGAGAACGUCAGACAAUUUUGUUCAGUGCAACAAAAGAUACAAAGACAAAUGCUUUAGCCCCACUUGCUCUUAAGGCCAAUCCUGUAGAAGUUGAUGUAGACUCGGACAAAAAAGAGGCAACAGUGGAUGGCUUAGAACAGGUGUAUGUGGAGUGUCCUAUUGAGAAGAGGAUUCCACUUCUCUGUAAGCUUAUUAAAGAGAAUCAGGACAAAAAGGUCAUGAUUUUCCUGAACAGCAUCUGGAAUGUCAAGUAUUACCACCACCUCCUCAACUGCCUCGGUGUUCCUGUGUCACUCCUACAUGGGAGGAUGUCACAAAAUAAACGAACUGAAGGAUUCUUCACUUUCAAAGAUCAAACAAAAGGUACAUUGCUGUGCACAGACGUGGGUGCCAGAGGCUGGGACAUUCAAGGCAUCGACUUGAUAAUCCAAUUUGAUCCUCCCUCCGACCCCAUGGAGUACAUUCAUCGGGUUGGAAGAACUGCCAGAGCUGGAGGCAGUGGCAGUGCCAUACUGUUUCUUCAACCACAUGAAAGUAUGUUCAUUGCUUACAUGAAGUCUCGCAAUGUUACCCUUCCUCACAUGGAUAUUUCAUGGGGGGAAGUAGAAGAUCUUCAGGUGGAGGAGUUAAACCAGCAGGAUGAACACCUCCCCAGCAUGGGGAAGAAGGCCUUUCGUGCUUUCCUACGAUCAUAUAUGGCUCUUCCUCUGAAGUCUAUCUUCGAUCCGAAUAAACUCGAUACACUAAAGGUCGCUAAAGCAUAUGGCUUCACUAAAGAACCACUGAAAGUGCGUGGAUUAAGAAAGGAAAAACGUAAAUGAAAGCAGUGACAUUUUUAGGUUGUGAUGCAUAGACACAUACUCGCAUUUAAUUUGGAGUAUCAAUUAUUCUUUUUAUGAUUUCCAGUUUUAUAUUAUCUGUAACUGUUAGGUAAACAGGCACAGCCUAUAAAUAUAUAUAUUUUGUUAUGAGCAGGUUGUACUGUUAUGAUUAAUCUUGUGGAGAAUAAUGAGUGUUAUCACUAUAAGUCGUCAUUUUAAAGAUGUUGACAUGGCCUUAGAUAUGAAAGUGGAGAUUCAGUAACAGUACAAUCUGUGCUUCUAGGAUCAUUAAACAUUUUAUAUGAAUGCAUUUACUCUAAAAUGUAUAGAUCUUUUCAUAACUAAAAAAUAUUGGAAUUUU
Messenger RNA from Penaeus monodon (black tiger shrimp), 2410 nucleotides. RefSeq names its product ATP-dependent RNA helicase HAS1-like. Lineage: Eukaryota; Metazoa; Arthropoda; Malacostraca; Decapoda; Penaeidae. Gene Ontology annotation, molecular function: nucleic acid binding; RNA helicase activity; ATP binding. Gene Ontology annotation, cellular component: nucleolus. Gene Ontology annotation, biological process: maturation of LSU-rRNA from tricistronic rRNA transcript (SSU-rRNA, 5.8S rRNA, LSU-rRNA). The record is from RefSeq and is a predicted model, not a curated record.